CCCUCCCUGGAGAUGUGGACGUGUUUGCAUACUGGAAACUGUCGGUAGAAACGCUUGGAGGAAGGGAGCGUCAUAAGGGAGCAGCGACAGGGGGAAUUUUUUUAAACGCUGUGAAAUAUAAUCCAUCGCAGCAGCAGCAGCAGAGCGUUUGAGAGGAGCUCGGAGACAAAGGAGCAGCAGACUUGAGCUCAGCAGAAUAAGAGGCUUUAGGAGACUCGUGCUCGGCUCAGCGCCACCGUUUUUUAUAGCCGCUUUCUGAUUUUUACAUGCACAGAAAAUAACUUUUGGAAACUCUGGUGCUUUAUAUUUUGUAUACCAAGUAUUCCUCCUGUGUCUUGGUCGACAAUCAUCUCAGCCGCUGCUGGAUCAAAGCCUUUAAACAGUUUCUUACCAAAUAUAGACACCGUUAAUGCUGGGGCGUCCUUGACGGAGCGGAGCGGUCCUAGCUGCCAAAGUUUAUAAUUAAAUUCUCAGACCAUUUGAGUCAGUGGUUUUUGUAAGGACACAGUUACCCUAAUUUGCAAAUCGGACACUCGAAUUACUUAAUUGCAUUGCUCGUUUUUUCCAUUGUGAAAGCAGCAUGUUGAUUUAAACGCGUUUUCGCCAAUCGGAAGCCAUUUUUGAGUCUGAGUUACUCCCCGUGCGCAGGAUUGCAGCGGUAGGCGUUUUUUUACGCGCACUUAUUUUCCCUGUAGUUCCCAAAUCUCCAACAAUGACUGCCUGUGCGUCUGGGCGCGGUGGAUGUGUCAUGGCUCGGCUUCUGUUGGUGCUCGGCUUGGCGGUGAGUUUGGCUGGAGCUGAAGCGGAGCAGACCAAGAAGACCGAGGGGAACCCACCUGCCGUCACCCUCCGGACUCUGAUCACCGGGACGUGCCAAGAGGUGCAGCGGUACGCCGAGUCCCUGCUGGGGAGCGGAGUGAUCCGCUCAGUGGCUGAGUUUUUUGAGAUGGUGAUCCGAUGCCUUGCUGAAGGAGCUGCCAGCGGCCUGAAUGUCAUCGCUGUGUAUGUCACAGAGAUCCUCAGGGUCACAGGAUUCGAUGCUGCAGUGACACUGCCCCGCUUCACUCCAGAGGGCGUGACUGCCAUCGCCCAGUGGGGUCUGUUGGCCCUCAUCGCAUACUGGGUGCUGACCAUCUUUCUGCGUCUGUUUCUCUGCGUGGCAAAGAGGGUCUUCUGGGUUGUGAGAACCGUUUUGGCACUCUGGCUUUUUGGACUCAUCGUGACUGACAAAACCGCCACAGCAGAGAUCACGGCGGUCAGAGUGGGCGGCCUGGUUCUGGUAUGUGUCCUGUUGACUCUACUCACUUCGGACUCUGAAAAGACUUCCACGGUGGAGCACCGGCUGAGCUCCCUGGAGGGCAGAGUGAAGGCCGUGGAGAAGAGGAAAGGGGAGUAGUGGCUGGAGAGGGUGGAGGGGAGAUGGACACAGGUGAUGGUAAUGUUGGAUAAGGAAACAGUAACACUGAUUGUUUCUGUGUGUGUCAAAUUAUUAUUGGGAAAUAAAGUUAUCUGAGGGAUUUUUAAUCAAAAGUUCUCUUUUUUU
Cheilinus undulatus (humphead wrasse) is the source of this 1543-nucleotide messenger RNA. Its product is annotated as transmembrane protein 109-like. The transcript has 3 exons. Lineage: Eukaryota; Metazoa; Chordata; Actinopteri; Labriformes; Labridae. The coding region runs from base 713 to 1396 and encodes 227 amino acids. Gene Ontology annotation, biological process: intrinsic apoptotic signaling pathway in response to DNA damage by p53 class mediator; cellular response to gamma radiation. The record is from RefSeq and is a predicted model, not a curated record.